AUGGGAGCUGCCGUGCUUGUAGAUCUCAGCAGGGAUCGCCUUAGAUCCAGACGCUUUGCCGAUGGCGAAAUGCUGCAUGAAAUUGAUGGUUUCGUGAAGAGAGAGUGGGAUGUCGAGGCUGACAUUGGUCUCCACUUGCGGCAGACGGACGAUAGCGGCGCCGGAGAUGAUAGAGAGAAGUUUGAGGAGGCCGUUGGAGUGCUCGGCCCAUCGCUGUAG
This is a messenger RNA of Spirometra erinaceieuropaei, 219 nucleotides long. The record is from the annotation of a GenBank genome assembly. Lineage: Eukaryota; Metazoa; Platyhelminthes; Cestoda; Diphyllobothriidea; Diphyllobothriidae.